UUUGGUUGUGAAUUAGAAAAAAAAACAACAAAAAAUUAUUCAGAUUAUUCAAUCCUGUUAUGGCUUGGUUUAAUGCUCUUUUGUUCGGCUUGGAUCUUCUUGGGUAUCUUGAUGGCACCUUUCCCUGUCCUUCUGCAACGGUGGUUCAGAAUGGAGGCCUGGACUCGUCUUUCUCGUCUUUAUUCCAAGAGAUCUACUACUCAUAUUAUUCAUCUCAAGGACAAGCUUACUUCAAUGACUCAUGGAUCUCUUUCUGUCACUGACUUUCUUAUGGCCAUUAAACAAAUUUCAGACAAACUAACUGUUCUUGGUGAUCUUUCAAGUGACGCUGAUCUUCCUGUCUACACCACUCAUGGUCUUGGUCCUACAUACAAGGAACUUAUCAAUGCCAUGAGGACUCGAGACACUGUUGUUCCAUUCGAAGAAUUAUUUGAUAAAAUCUUUGAUUAUGAAACUUUCCUUCUUCACAAUGAAAAACAAUAUCCUGAUCCUACUCCACCAACUACAAAUCUAGCCAAAAAGUCUUCUUCCUACUACCAUCCUCCUAAGUCUUUAUCUCUUUCCUUUGCACCUGGUUUACUUCCCAAUCCUGCUUCUGCAAAUAAACAAUAUAAACCCACCAACUCUUAUAAUUCCAAUUCAAAUUCAAUUGUUUGUCAAUUUUGCAGAAAGCACGGUUAUGAUGCCAAAAGAUGUUUUAAACUGUUUCCUCAGGAUCUUUGUACAGGGACUCCUUUAUUCCGCGAAAAGAAUCAGCAUGAUCUCUAUGAGUAGCCAACUACAGAAGGUGCAAUUAAAAGUUUGAACGUGGCUCUUUCUACUGGUACCACUCCUUCAACAUCUCCAAUGAGUUGGCAUGGGCGUCUUAGACAUCCAUUUCUAAAAACAAUUAAAUCUCUAGUUCAUUUUGGUUUAAACAAUUAAAUCUCUAGUUCAUUUUGGUUUAGUUUCACUUUCAACACCUCUGGGCUUGAAUCUUUUAUGUGACUCUUGUUUAUGUAAUAAAAGCCAACGUCUUCCUUUUGGCGAAUCAACCUUAAAAAGUAAUAGGCCCCUUGUUUUAGUCUGCAUUGAUGUCUGAGGACUUUCUACUAUUCAAUCUAUUGAUGGAUUCUACUACUAUGCAUCUUUGUUGAUCACUUUACAAAGUAUGUUUGGUUAUAUC
Molecule: messenger RNA, 1165 nt
Organism: Theobroma umbraticum
Lineage: Eukaryota; Viridiplantae; Streptophyta; Magnoliopsida; Malvales; Malvaceae
Source: RefSeq, a predicted model, not a curated record